CACGCUGUGCAACGUUGCCAAUUGCGCUAUAUCCUGGACACCCGAUAACCGUCUCUUCAACUGCUAAAUUUCGUUAUUCAUGGCUCUUUUCAGACGAUGAACUCUCUGAACAUCCUUUCGGCGCGGGUCAUAGGCUCGACUCCUCCCCAAACACCGAUAGGUUCGCCAUCGACGUCGCGAGGUGACAUCACCAAAGAGGACCAGGAUCAAGCAUAUUUUCCUCCAGAAGCAUCUGCAUUAGAAGACGAUGCGCUGAGCUCUGGAGAAGUUCCUGAAAAAGUACCGGCGGAGGAUUCCCCAUACGGACCUCUGCUAGAUUCUUCGAGUCCUUCGGCCCCAUCGGCAAGCGCAAUGGACGAGAAGUUGCCUCUUCUGUCCGAGCAACAACCGGGACUACUGACCCGGUCAAAGCGCUCUAGCUUCUUGCGCAUACCUAAAUGGUUUGCAACAACCGUCGCGACAACGGUGAAAUGGAUCUUAUCGACUUUGGCAGCACCAGGGAUAUACCUGGCUGGCUGCUUCUACGAUGACGCCGGCAAUUUCUCCAUGUCGAUGCCGGCACGCCGUGUCUACCACACUGUGCUACGUACGAUACGCCCCAAGGACACGAUGCAGCGAUUAACCCCGCUUGAUGACGAUAGACCUCCAGCGAAGAACGGUAGGCAGCGAUCAAGUCGAAGUCGGCAAAGUCCAAAAUCGUCGCGGCGAUCACUUUCGGCAAGCUCGUCGUCUUCAGCAAUAACAUCAGAGUCGGAACUGGAGCAUGAGCGCGAGCGAAGCAGGGCAACAGCAUCAUCGUCAUCAUCAUCUCCUCGUAAUAAUCGCUCCAAAUCCUCCUCAUCUGCAUCCUCGGAAGAGAUUGCCCCCGCGCGUCGCUCGAUUCGCAUCAAAUUAUACAAUGAAGAAUCGCUCAAGCAGCGCAAACAAAAGAGAGCCGAGCAGGCUGACUCGAAGAAAACCUCAAGCACGUCUACGGGCGUAAAAUACUCGCCAACACCACUCACCGCCGAUUCCAUAAAAUCCCCCACCAGCGCCGCAUCUUCUCUCCGCGUCACCAAAUACCCCCGCGCUCCUGCCCCGCCUCGACCCUUGAUACCCCGGCGGCAACCAUCAUAUUCCUACUCGAGCCCCUUUUCUCCUCAAAUUCCCCAGAAAACAUUAAUUAUAGAUUUGGACGAAACUCUUAUUCACAGUCUUGCCAAAGGCGGCCGUAUGAGCUCAGGCCACAUGGUCGAGGUCAAACUCAACGUGCCCGUUGUCGGGGCCACCGGCACCACCGUAGGACCGCAGCAUCCCAUUCUGUAUUAUGUCCACAAGCGGCCCUAUUGCGACGAAUUUCUUCGCAAGGUGUGUCGAUGGUAUAACCUCGUCGUGUUCACGGCGUCGGUGCAGGAAUAUGCCGACCCAGUCAUUGACUGGCUCGAGCAAGAGCGCAAGUACUUUUCCGGCCGGUAUUAUCGCCAGCACUGCACCUUUCGCAACGGAGCCUACAUCAAGGACCUCAGUUCCGUCGAGCCCGAUCUGAGCAAGGUCAUGAUCUUGGACAACAGCCCAAUGAGCUAUGUCUUUCAUGAAGAUAACGCCAUUCCAAUCGAAGGCUGGAUCAAUGAUCCGACAGACAAUGACCUGCUUCAUCUAAUACCCCUGUUAGAAGGGCUGCAGUACGUUACCGAUGUCCGGGCACUUUUGGCACUACGCAUGGGCGAAGCCGUGGCUUAAUGAAUGCAUUUGUUUUUUUCUCUCUCUCCUACUAAACUUUUUUUUUAAUUUGAUUAUAUCAUUUGUAAUCUUCUUUUCCCCACUUUUCUCGACCCCUGUUUCUUUCCUUCUUUUCUUUCC
This is a messenger RNA of Xylona heveae TC161, 1839 nucleotides long. RefSeq lists its product as hypothetical. Lineage: Eukaryota; Fungi; Ascomycota; Xylonomycetes; Xylonales; Xylonaceae. The record is from RefSeq and is a predicted model, not a curated record. The transcript has 3 exons. Gene Ontology annotation, molecular function: protein serine/threonine phosphatase activity. The coding region runs from base 97 to 1719 and encodes 540 amino acids.